This is a messenger RNA of Ostertagia ostertagi, 585 nucleotides long. Lineage: Eukaryota; Metazoa; Nematoda; Chromadorea; Rhabditida; Trichostrongylidae. The record is from the annotation of a GenBank genome assembly.
AUGAUUGCCGAACCUGAAGACGAGAUGGGAGGAGAGUGGGCUGCUGUCUAUCGGGAAAAGCAAACGGAAUUCGAGCAGUGGCGGCACUUUUUUCUGAAACGUAAUUAUGCGUUGGCGUCGAGUGAUCAAGAAUGCGUCCGUAGGGAUUACACCCCAGAAUCGACGCAAAAUUGUCACACCACAUGUUUCAUUUUUUCACUGAAUGGAACAAAUAGGGAAACGGGUCAGACCAGAACACUUGGAGUGGGACGAGGCUGUUCAAGUCAGUUUCUCACCGAUGACCAACACAUGCAUCUGGGACUUGGCACUCACACAAAGCCUUCCGAAGUCGGAACCUAUUUGCCGGCGGAUUUUGAUAAGCUAGAAAUCUUCGAACAUUGGUGCUUUUGCGCGACCGAUUACUGUAAUACGCAGGUGUGCUACAGCAGACCGUUUGGUAGCAGUGAAUUUUCAAGCUCUUAUAUCGGGAAACGAUUACAGUAUUCCUCGUAUAAUUCUGAUUGGAGGUACCGUAGUAGCUCGAGUGAUCCGAUUCUUUCCUUCAUACUUCUACUGUUGCCUUUUUCGAUAGUUUUAAAGAGUUGA